CUUGCCCACGUACUUGGCAUUCUUGUAAAACUCCCUUUUCUUCUCUACAGGACAACUUAUUAUGGCAGGAUUGUAAUUAUUGGUGGUGGAUUUGAUGCUGGCGAAGGUUUCAAGAGAAAGGCCCCCGCUGCCGCCUCCCAGCCUCUUCAUGUUGCUUUUCUUCUUCACGGCCGAUGGUUUCAGGGCGUCGAAUUUCGUCAUCGUUGGUGGAGCGAAACGAAACUUUGGCUGCAGAAAAUUGAAAAGCUCGCCAACCCUAAUCUCGCAGCCGGUGGCCUGCUGGAACUGGAAUUGGAGCGGCCAGAGGAAGACGAGAAUCGAACGACAGAGCAAGGAAUUGGAUUCGAGUGGCCGGCAGAGCAGACAGAGCAGAGGGAUGAAGUGGCGUUUCUUCGUUUCUUUGCCUUCGGC
This is a messenger RNA of Linum tenue, 411 nucleotides long. NCBI's taxonomy places the organism in Eukaryota, Viridiplantae, Streptophyta, Magnoliopsida, Malpighiales, Linaceae. The record is from the annotation of a GenBank genome assembly.